Messenger RNA from Aricia agestis (brown argus), 1249 nucleotides. RefSeq names its product protein PRRC1-like. The transcript has 9 exons. The record is from RefSeq and is a predicted model, not a curated record. Gene Ontology annotation, biological process: activation of protein kinase A activity. The coding region runs from base 103 to 1200 and encodes 365 amino acids. Lineage: Eukaryota; Metazoa; Arthropoda; Insecta; Lepidoptera; Lycaenidae. Gene Ontology annotation, molecular function: protein kinase A regulatory subunit binding. Gene Ontology annotation, cellular component: cytoplasm.
ACAAAAACCAAAAAGUCAAAACAAGUAAAAAUCCCAAAUUUUGUGUGUCCUACUUGCAAAAUCCUUUCUAAUUUAACACGAAUGAAUUAAUAGAGCAGUAAAAUGAAUAAUACGGAGAAGAAAAAUAAGAUUCCGGCGGCACCAGUUCUAGUAACCAGUGGUAAUCUGCUAUCAAAUGUAGCUCCGCCGACGCAGCUCCCAAAUUUUGUAACAAGUGCGCCAGCGCCAAGUACACAAAAUGCUGAAGCAAGCUCAACAGCAGACAAACAGACUGCACAAGCAAAAGAUGCAGAACAGCCUGCACCUGAACCUAUGGAGCAAUCUCCUCGGACUCCAGAAAACUUCAGCCCUGCUAUACCAUUAUGUAAAGGAGAGCCAACAAUGCCGCUAAGAUCUCCGGAAGACUCUCAGGAGACACUAUCUACAGCUUCCUUACCAGUUACACCAGAAACAGAUAGAAUUGGUGACAUAAUGCCUGGAAGUGGUCUUCUGACAUGGGUGAAGGGAGCCGUGUCUACUGGCGGUAUCCUGCAGCGGGUGGCUGAGAAGGCCAAGUCAUCAGUGGACUCCAUGAUCACUACCUUGGAUCCUCAGAUGAAGGAGUAUUUGAGAUCAGGUGGUGAUUUACUAGUGGUAGUUGCUUCUGACAAGGAUGUCAAGAUAUCACCUGUGAGAGAAGCAUUUCAGACUGUGUUUGGGAAAGCUACUGUUAUAGGCUACGAGGCUCAGAGCGACGUCACCGCGGCACAGCCAGUCAGCUACGCGGCCGCGUACGCUGCGGCGAAACAACGCGUAGCGUAUCUGCGGUCCGUCCGCGCGGAUCUGCAUAACAACGUGCCCGUUGUCGCUAUAGAGAGCUAUAUACAAGAGGCAGUUACAGACAGAUGGUUCGAGCAAUCCCUGUUACUCCUCUCGCAGCCGUCGCUCGGCAUCGAGCUGCAGCUGGUGUCGCAGGCGACGCCGCUGCCGGCCGCCGCCGCCGCCGCCGCGCGUGCCGCUACGCCCUCCGACUACGCGCACGCGCAGACCGGCUACGGCGUCACCGUCGGCUCCGUCAUGGCCGACAGUCUCCAGGUACCGCACACACAGUGGCAAGAAGCGACGUGCGGGGUGUCGCGGCGCGAGCUCCUGCUGCUCGCGGCGCGCUCGAUCGCCGGCUCGUACAAGAACUUACUAGCUGUGUCUGCUGCUGAAACUUGAGAGUAGUUGUGUGGCCAUAUUGUUAUAAAGACUAAGAAAGAAGAUCUAC